AUGCUCACCUUUGAGGUGGACGCGCAUUUGGCGGGCCUCAAGGUGGAGUGCUGGGCCAAGGAGAAGAGCGGCAAGACCAGCCUGGGCGAGGUGAUCGUCCCGCGGGCCUCGCUUCCGCUCAACUGCGAGGCCGAGAGCUGGUACACCCUGGCGCCCGGGAAGGACACCAAGCCGAGCAAUCUACGCACAUCCGCCUCGCCGGCCGAACUUUACCUGCGUCUCAACUACCAAUCGGUGCCGACGGCAUCGCCAGUGAAGGACCGGAUGAAGCUGCGGCGGCGCAGCUCGUCGCUGCUCCGGCGACAAAAGCGAAAAGAGCUCGAACGCAUCUUCCCGCUUUCACCCGAUGAAGAGCUCCUGCGCACCAAGAAGUGCUAUAUGAGCAAGGAGAAGGGGCGACUCUAUGUGACCAACCUCCACGUCGGGUUCUACGAGAAGAAGAAGGCCGGCGUGUGGCUCGAGUACCCCCACAUUCUACACAUCUCAGUCGAGGGCAGCGACCUCUUCAUCACCGAUCACAACACCAACGAGUAUUGCUUUCACGAGGGAGCGAAGAUCUACAAGGUGAUCUACGCGUUGUGGCGCGGCGGCAGCGCGGUGGAGGAACUCGCCACCACCGAGGACUCGGACUCGCUCGGGAGCGACCCUUCGAGUCCGGGUCCCGACCCCAUCCCCUACCCCCGAAGCAUGAGCGAUCCUCAUCAGCCCGCCGUCUCCGAGGGAGCGAGCCCACCAGUCACCACCAAGCACAAGAAGUUCUCUUCGACCCGCUAUCGAGCGUUCAAGGGCGAGCUCAGUUCCUUGCGUACGCUGAGCAACAGCGACGGCUGCCUCCAAUCCAAAAUCGCUCCCGAGGAGCCAUCUGCUGCGCCGGGGAGGGUGCGGAAGCGCCUAAGCACGGGCCUCAGACACUUCCUGCGCCCAGCCGAAGUCGACAAGAACAACAAACAGCUGCACCAGCAAAUGAGCGACUCCCAGGCCUCCCCCGUCGUCACCGCCGUCGUCGACCUCGACAAGAACAACAACGCCAGCGGCAGCAGCGGCAUUAUCCACGGCAGCAGCAGCGGCCACAACAGGGACCGCAUCGUGUUCACGAUGGAGGACGACGACCAGACCGAGGCCGUCGACGAGAAGACCAUGAUCGAGCAAGCGGCCAGCCACGCCUCGUCGAGCAACGACGGCCUGAACACCUGUCUGUACGCGUCGAGCGACCAGCCGCCACGGUCGGACCUGUACCGGCCCCGGGCCGACACCUGGGCCGGCCCGGGCCGUCGGUAUGGUGGCAACGACGACGACGACGAUGGCGACGAUGACGAGACCAGCGACGAGGGCGACGAGCGGGACCGAAGGGCGAAUGGGGCGAGGAGCGACGAGGGCGACGGCGACGGCGACGAUGAAGAUGAAGAUGAGGAGAAGGAAGGGGAGGAGGACGUGGUGAGUCUGUCGAGCGGCGAUAGCGACCCGCGCUCGCUGUCGUCGAUCGCGGUGUCGAUCGCGUUGGGCGCGCGGGACGACAUCGCCACCGAGCAGCUGCUGCACUCGUCGACAGCCACCACGCGCACCACCAGCGGGAUGGACGAGGAAUUCGAAGAAGGCGAAGAGGCCCGGCGGGGAGAGGCUGACGGCGAUGCCGCCGGCGCUGCCGCCGCAAGGCGCAGCCAGUCGCUCAUCCUGCCAAAGCGGCGGUGCAGCAACGCCGGCAUAUCGACCAAGGGCGACCAGGGCACGAGCCAGAUUCGUUUGCUGAUCAAGCCCAGCAAGUCCGACCCCAACACCCUCGUCGUCAAAGUGAUCUCGGCGCUCAACCUGGACAUCCCGCGGGGCUGCGUAUGCGAGAGCGUCUUCGUGCAAGUCCAAUACGCCCGACAGACCGAGAAGACCGAGGCCGUCAACGGGUCAUCGUCUUCGCUGUUCUUCAACCAAAAGAUCAAGUUGUACGUGGACUCCACCCCUCGCUUCGAUCGAAAGUUUACAUUCAAACGAAUGAAUAACCAAUACUUCGCCGUGGUGGCCAAUUGGAUUGGGGGAAAGAGCGAGUUCAUCGACGUCACGUGCUGGUACGUCGACCCGAAGCGCGGGCGGGACGUGUUCGUGGGCCAGGCCGUCGUGCCGCUGCCCUCGCCCGUGCACGGCGUGCGAUCGUACCGCAUCGACGGCUGGUACGAGCUCGUCGACCGCCGCGUCAAGGCCGUCAGCCAGCUUCGUCGGCGCAUAGGCGGCGUUGUCCGCCUGCCGGACGCUUCGCCCCGGGCGCCCCACGCCACUUCCUCCGAUGACCCCUCGGAGAGCGGGUCGGUGGUGCGGAGCGGGCCGGACCUGCACGGGUCGGUGAUCAUCCACGCCACCGGGUCGGCCGACCAGGUGGGCGUCGCGCACGGCGGCGGUGCGAGCGCCGCCGACGACGACGAGCCCACGGUGCUCGAACAGCCCUUCACCGACACCGUCGAGUCCUACUCGUUCGACGACUGCGAGGACACGUUCGGGUUCGAGCGGUCGCUCAGCCCGCGGACGGAUGACGACACGCUCUCCUGGACCAGCCGAGCCACCACGCCCCGAGAGCGAUCGUCCGCAGAGGCAGCGCCGUCGCUGCGCCGGUCGCAGCAGCAGUCCAAGACGCCCCUCGCGAGCUCGGCCAACACGACGACGUUAGCACCAUCGUCAACUACGUCGCUGGCGUCGUCGUCGUCAUCGGCAUCAUCAGCGACGUCAUCACCACCAACACCUUCGUGCCUGUACCUGGUGGUGGUGUUUGCGGUACUCCUCGUGGGUGCUCUCUUCGAGAUCGCCAGACGAGAUCUCUGA
Acanthamoeba castellanii str. Neff is the source of this 2802-nucleotide messenger RNA. RefSeq names its product C2 domain containing protein. The record is from RefSeq and is a predicted model, not a curated record. Lineage: Eukaryota; Discosea; Longamoebia; Acanthamoebidae. The transcript is spliced from 13 exons. The coding region runs from base 1 to 2802 and encodes 933 amino acids.